Molecule: messenger RNA, 2023 nt
Organism: Nelumbo nucifera (sacred lotus)
Lineage: Eukaryota; Viridiplantae; Streptophyta; Magnoliopsida; Proteales; Nelumbonaceae
Product: nucleobase-ascorbate transporter 1
Biological process (GO): transmembrane transport
Cellular component (GO): membrane
Molecular function (GO): transmembrane transporter activity
Source: RefSeq, a predicted model, not a curated record
ACCGAGGGGCUUCUCUUCCUUUGCAUAUUUUUCCUUCCUUUUCUUCACUUUCCUAGUUUCCUUCCUCCUCUUUUACUUUCUUCUUAGUUAUUCUUCUUCUUCUUCUUGUCCUGUGAUUCAACUGAAGCGCUGAGGCUUCAUCAAUGGCGGACAUAAGUCAUCCUCCCAUGGAGCAACUGCAAGACCUUGAAUACUGUAUAGAUUCCAACCCUCCAUGGGCUGAAACUAUACUAUUGGCUUUUCAAAACUACAUCCUCACACUGGGAACUAGUGUUAUGAUCCCCUCAUUGCUUGUCCCAGUAAUGGGUGGAACUGAUGGUGACAAAAUUCGGGUGAUACAAACUCUGUUAUUUGUAUCUGGUAUCAAGACACUUCUGCAAGCACUCUUUGGAACCAGAUUACCAGCAGUAGUGGGUGGCUCUUUUGCUUAUGUCAUACCCAUCCUUUAUAUUAUAGGUGACUCAUCACUGCAACGAAUUUCUGAACCUCAUGAAAGAUUUAUACAAACUAUGCGAGCAAUCCAAGGAGCAUUGAUUGUAGCAUCAAGCAUACAGAUCAUCCUGGGUUACAGCCAAAUUUGGGGACUUUUCUCAAGGUUUUUCAGUCCCCUUGGUAUGGCACCUGUAGUUGGAUUGGUUGGUUUGGGGUUAUUUGAGCGAGGCUUUCCUUCGUUGGGAAACUGCGUCGAAAUUGGGAUUCCAAUGCUCCUGGCUGUCAUUGGAUUGACACAAUAUCUGAAGCACAUAAGGCCCAUCAGGGAUGUUCCCAUCUUUGAACGAUUUCCUGUUCUCAUCUGUGUCUCAAUUAUAUGGGCAUAUGCACAUGUCUUGACUGCAGGUGGGGCCUAUAGAAACAGACCCCUCAAAACUCAACAUAAUUGUCGUACUGAUAGGGCUAAUCUCAUAUACUCUGCUCCCUGGUUCAAGUUCCCAUAUCCUUUGCAGUGGGGUCCACCAACUUUUGCUGCAGGACAUACAUUUGCUAUGAUGUCUGCCGUCCUAGUCUCUAUGGUAGAGUCAACUGGUGCAUACAAAGCAGCAUCUCGGCUGGCAAUUGCCACUCCACCUCCUGCCUAUGUGCUGAGCCGAGGCAUUGGUUGGCAGGGUAUUGGUGUAUUGCUUGAUGGCCUUUUUGGAACAGGGACUGGCUCCACUGUAUCAGUGGAGAAUGUGGGGCUCCUUGGACUAACCCGAGUUGGGAGCAGAAGAGUUGUUCAAAUUUCAGCUGGCUUCAUGAUAUUCUUCUCUAUCUUAGGAAAAUUUGGAGCUCUCUUUGCAUCUAUACCCUUCCCAAUAUUUGCUGCACUUUACUGCGUGCUCUUUGGCCUUGUUGCUUCAGUGGGGCUAUCAUUCCUACAGUUCACCAAUAUGAAUUCUAUGAGAAACCUCUUCAUCACUGGUCUUUCGCUUUUCCUUGGGAUAUCCGUCCCACAGUAUUUCAAUGACUUCUGGUUUUCUUCUCAUCAUGGACCUGUUCACACCCAUGCAGGAUGGUUCAAUGCAUUCUUGAACACCAUAUUCUCAUCAGCACCAACUGUGGGGUUGAUUGUUGCGGUGAUUCUCGACAAUACAUUGGACGUGGAGAAGUCAAAGAAGGACCGAGGAAUGCCAUGGUGGGUCAAGUUCAGAACGUUUAGAGGUGAUAACAGGAAUGAAGAGUUCUACACAUUGCCCUUCAAUCUCAACAGGUUCUUUCCACCUACUUAACAAGCUCAAACCCCAGAAGCGGCAGCAAGAAAUCAAGCUGAAGCGUCUUCUCCUUAGAACUGAGAAACGCCGGAUAUAUUAUUCGAAUUAAAACAUCUUAGCUUAUAGCUAAUAUCCUUUCCCUGAGCAUCAUCAUAAUGUAUUUUUUGUGGGAAUAGGAGUUUUGGGCAUUUAAUCUACAUGCUUUUGUGGCGCAUCCCAUGUAAUAAGAGGGAAAGACAUUACCAUUUUUUUUGUUUCCUGCAUCCGUUGUUCUGUUGCCUUUUUCGAAUGAUAUUUGAUCUGAUGCAGUGAAAUUUGCCCCAUUUCUAUUCUUU